Plenodomus lingam JN3 is the source of this 1782-nucleotide messenger RNA. RefSeq lists its product as uncharacterized. The record is from RefSeq and is a predicted model, not a curated record. Gene Ontology annotation, biological process: peroxisome inheritance. Gene Ontology annotation, cellular component: extrinsic component of intraperoxisomal membrane. NCBI's taxonomy places the organism in Eukaryota, Fungi, Ascomycota, Dothideomycetes, Pleosporales, Leptosphaeriaceae.
AUGUCCAACCCGCCCUCAUCCCAGACCCGCGAGCACGCGCCGCCCACCACGGUGAACGUGCUCAACACCCGACGUAGCUUCACCCUCCCUGCGCGUGCAAACAGGCCUCCCCCGGUGGCGCCUUCUGCAAGCAGUGGUGAUGGCAUCGAGACGCUCUUCAUUUGCAACGCCUCCAAGAUUGUAUCCUUCACAGCAACGCGCCCCUUGCGCCGACCCUCGCCGUCGCGCUCAGCCAAGGCUGCCGCAAGCGAUGCAGUACAGCCUGCAGCAUGGACGACGCCGACGGAACGUACUCUGGCAGUGGGUGUCCUGCGCAUAUAUCGCGUGACAGCCUCCAACGUCUCCUUCCUCAACUCUGGCAACCUCUUGCACACCAUCUUCCCCCGCUCACAAUGCUGGUGCGUGGACGGGCAGUCCAUCUUCGUUCUGCGGAUACGCCAAGACUCGUACUACCGCAUCGAACUCCCCUUUGAGUCCGAUCAAGACAAAGAGAAGACUGCGCAGUUCAAGACAGUGCUCGCACAGGUGCUGCAGUACGAGAAGACGCAGUGCCCGUUUGCAAGAGGCUUUGAGGUGGACGUGCCCGAACGCCCAAAGACACCGCCGCGCAAGACGCUCCGGAGGAAACCUUCCCAGCAAGCCAAAAAGUGGAUGUUUGACAAGACCUGGGUGCCAGAGACAGGUUCUCGACCGUCGACGCCGAAUAUGGCAGGUUCAGAUUGCGGUACCGCUUCUUCAUAUGACGAUGACGACCGGUCAAGUAUUCAUACCGAUACCAGUGAGGUGGUUACCGACUGCAGGUCAACACUAUCGGACAUUGCGCCUUACAAGCCGAAUUUGCGCAGACCAUCGGUAGCAGAACGAGCAAGUGUCUUCCAAGGAUUUCGGGCUCGCUCUCGAUCGGUAACAGCACCUGUGAAAAGUGAAGAAAGUGGCUCAAUAGCAUCCUUGGGGCGCAUACCUGAGUCGCCAAGAGUUAUUCAAGCCAGCGAAGCCGAGAAACCUAUCCUUGAGCGUCAAGUCUCGGAAGCCGCCAGCUUGGUAUCGAGCACUGGUUCUUUCUACUCGGUGGGCGACGCCAGCGAUCGUAACCCUCCGACCCCAUUCUGGGAUGCUGAGGCUGAGCUUCUGAACCCUUGGAUGGAAAGCAUGUCAAAACCUCAAGAUGAGCUUCGCGGACGCUCGACGCACCGCCGGCAGGUUUCCGAAAUCACAGUGCGGGCACAGUCAGCUUUUGGAAGCAUUCCAUCUGCCCCAGUGACACCCACAGCUGCCCACCACACGUCGGCCAAAUCUACAAAUGGGGCCCACCCUUGUUCAGCUCCGUCGACACCUCCGCUUGUCAGCGACUCGGACGACGACAGCGUUGAACUGCCAGCACUAGACGCCCCCACACCUCCAAACGCGAUUCGCAUGAAGAGACUUACCGGGGCUUCUCAACGGCGAGCCUUUUCACCUAUGCCACAGGCACAGAACCUGUUCCGCCCGCCGCAGCGCAACGUGGGAAAGAACUUUACGAGCACGUUGGUGCGUAAAACGUGCGAACUCAUGCUUGGGCCUCCAUCCCACUUGGUCUCCAUUAUGUUGCGCAUCGCUGCGAGCAUCUCGAAUGGCUUUGGCUUCAGCACCUAUCGCGUUCGGCCGGCGGAGAAAAUCCCCUGCUCCUGGGAGUCUGACGAUGACGCUGACUGGCAAGAGGAAGAUGACUUUGGGAUCCCCCUUGGCACUGUCGGCAAUCCCGCUAUACGCAGACAGACGUUUUCUGCUGGGGAAGUUGAUUGA